GUGGGAUCCAUGGAUGCAUGAGAACAUUUAAACUCUCACUUCGAUACCUUCAAUCAAAACACGCCCGCCACAAUGACUAUACCGCCUUUCGAAACCACCUUCGCGGUGCCUAUGACCUGCGAAGCCUGCAUCAAAGACAUCGAAGGCUCGCUACACCAACUGAGUGGAAUCCAGAAAGUUACCGCCAAUCUCAAAGAUCAAUUAGUCUCUAUCGAGGGCACCGCAGCGCCGUCAGCAAUCGUCGCAGCGAUACAAGCAACGGGCCGUGAUGCUAUUCUGCGUGGCAGUGGAAAGUCAAACAGCGCCGCGGUCUGCAUUCUGGAGUCGCACGCCCCUCACGUGGAGAACAAGGUUCGGGGACUGGUGCGCAUGGUCCAGGUCGCCCCCAACAUGACCAUCGUGGACCUCAGUAUUAGAGGACUGUCUCCUGGAACCUACCAUGCUACAGUCCGAGAGACGGGAGACAUCUCGGAGGGGCCCGCAUCGACAGGCGGCAUCUGGGAGGCUGUCAAGGCGAAGAAGGAAGACACCCCGUGUCGGGGGGUGUUUGGGACCGUCGAAGUGAGCAAAGGUGGCGUCGGUACCGUCUUCUUGGACAGACCGAUUCAGAUCUGGGAGAUGAUCGGCCGCAGCAUUGUGGUAGCGAGGCAGCAGGACGGAAAGUUUGAUAAGAACGAUCCUGAUACGAUUGUGGGCGUAAUUGCGCGUUCGGCCGGUGUGUGGGAGAACGACAAAACUGUGUGCUCGUGCUCCGGCAAGACAGUAUGGCAGGAACGUAUAGACGAAGUCGGUCGGGGAAUGCUCUGAAGGCUGAAAUGCCGAGCAGGAUGCGACCCUUGGCAAACUACGUGUUGAUGAUUAAAAGGCCAAAAUGAUCAGCCCGGCUUUGCUAUACCCUAUCGCCUCUGCCGGAGGAGGUAGCAAAGAAUGAAAUGCCGUUUCGCCUACCAUAUCUGGCGGC
Molecule: messenger RNA, 961 nt
Organism: Trematosphaeria pertusa
Lineage: Eukaryota; Fungi; Ascomycota; Dothideomycetes; Pleosporales; Trematosphaeriaceae
Product: Cu,Zn superoxide dismutase-like protein
Exons: 4
Coding region: 73-807 (244 amino acids)
Biological process (GO): removal of superoxide radicals
Cellular component (GO): cytoplasm
Molecular function (GO): copper ion binding; superoxide dismutase copper chaperone activity
Source: RefSeq, a predicted model, not a curated record